Oppiella nova is the source of this 587-nucleotide messenger RNA. The record is from the annotation of a GenBank genome assembly. NCBI's taxonomy places the organism in Eukaryota, Metazoa, Arthropoda, Arachnida, Sarcoptiformes, Oppiidae.
UGAAGAACUUCGAUAUGAUAUUCGUGUUUAAGGACUAUAACCGAAAGAUAUCGAUGGUUAACGCGGUGCCCAUGAAUAUGUUGGAUCACGUGAAGGAAUGGCUUAACGAAUCAGACUUUUCCGAAGAUUCAGCCGUCACUGAGUCGGAGACCGAGGAAUCGGAAAACUCUUUGGGUUCGAGUGAAGAGAGCGGUAAAGACUGGUCUGAGUUGGAAGAGGAGGCGGCGGCCGCCGACAAAACACAUUCAGACUUCGUUGACGAUUACACUCAACGCAAAGGGAAAGGUGGCGUAGGAGGGAGUCAUCAUCGGUCUAAACCCCCGCCGCCAAAAAUGCACUCAUCGAUGGGCUCAUCAAAGCGUUCAUCAAUGGGUUCUUCUAAGCAUUCAUCGAUGGGUUCUUCAAAGCAUUCAUCGAUGGGUUCGUCGAAACACAGUUCCAUGAAGAGGGGAAGGGAUGGUAGGGAUGAUCAUCGCGACAAACACAAGAAAAUGCGCAAAUAAAGCGCUUUUGUAUAUGAAAUCAUAUUUGUCUAAUGUUUUUAUCACUUUUCAAUUAACUCUUAACCAUUAAAUUUUUGUUUUAGA